AUGGUUUGCCAACUCGGUAUCAAUGGUUUCGGUCGUAUCGGCCGUCUCGUUUUCCGUGCCGCCAUGGAGAAUCCUGAGGUCAAGGUCGUUGCUGUCAACGAUCCCUUCAUGAACAUCCCCUACAUGCAGUACCUUCUCAAGUACGAUUCCGUCCACGGUCAGUUCAAUGGUACUAUCGAGGUCGCUGAAAGCGCCCUCAUUGUGAACGGUCAGACUAUUCAGGUCUUCUCUGAGAGGAACCCCUGCGAUAUCCCGUGGGGUAAGGCCGGUGCUGAUUAUGUCUGCGAGUCCACUGGUGUCUUCACUACUGGUGAGAAGGCCUCUGGCCAUAUUCAGGGUGGUGCUAAGAAGGUUGUCAUCUCUGCUCCCCCUAAGGAUGACACUCCCAUGUUCGUGAUGGGUGUUAACAACAAGGAGUAUACGUCCGAUCUCAAGGUUGUGUCCAACGCCUCGUGCACUACUAACUGCUUGGCCCCUCUUGCUAAGAUCAUGAACGACAACUUUGGUAUUGUCGAGGGUCUCAUGUCCACCAUUCACGCCACUACUUCCACUCAAUUGACCGUCGAUGGUCCCUCUAAGGGUGGUAAGGACUGGAGAGGAGGCCGUUGCGCUGCUGCCAACGUCAUUCCUUCCUCCACCGGUGCCGCCAAGGCCGUCGGUAAGGUCAUCCCCUCUCUCAACGGUAAGUUGACUGGUAUGUCCUUCCGUGUCCUACCCUGA
Molecule: messenger RNA, 720 nt
Organism: Perkinsus marinus ATCC 50983
Lineage: Eukaryota; Perkinsozoa; Perkinsida; Perkinsidae
Product: glyceraldehyde 3-phosphate dehydrogenase, putative
Exons: 1
Coding region: 1-720 (239 amino acids)
Molecular function (GO): NAD binding; oxidoreductase activity, acting on the aldehyde or oxo group of donors, NAD or NADP as acceptor
Source: RefSeq, a predicted model, not a curated record